Molecule: messenger RNA, 1230 nt
Organism: Puntigrus tetrazona (Sumatra barb)
Lineage: Eukaryota; Metazoa; Chordata; Actinopteri; Cypriniformes; Cyprinidae
Gene: ucp1
Product: uncoupling protein 1
Exons: 7
Coding region: 166-1095 (309 amino acids)
Biological process (GO): adaptive thermogenesis; mitochondrial transmembrane transport; response to cold
Cellular component (GO): mitochondrial membrane
Molecular function (GO): oxidative phosphorylation uncoupler activity
Source: RefSeq, a predicted model, not a curated record
CGGCCAGUAAUCUUUCCCAGAGAAACACCUCCCUGAGCGCAGGAGGAGAAGCCCCUCUCAGACGUCGAUAUAUAAAGAAGGAAAGAGCGCGUCCCGGUCCCUCCAGAGCUCCAGUGUUCAUCCUGUCGGUCCAUCAGGCAGAGGAACCCAGUCACAGCUGUCAGUAUGGUGGGUCUGAAGCCGUCAGAUGUUCCUCCUCCUCUGGGUGUGAAGGUGCUCAGCGCAGGGACCGCCGCCUGCAUCGCUGAUUUAGUCACCUUCCCUCUGGACACGGCUAAAGUGCGGCUGCAGAUCCAGGGAGAGAAAGCGACGACGGGCGCAGCCAAGGGCAUCCGGUACCGGGGGGUGUUUGGGACCAUCAGCACCAUGGUGAGAACGGAGGGGCCGCGCUCGCUCUACAACGGCCUGGUCGCGGGGCUUCAGAGACAGAUGGCCUUCGCCUCCAUCCGAAUCGGCCUCUACGACAACGUCAAGAGCUUCUACACGCGCGGCAAAGACAACCCCAACGUGGGCUUCAGGAUCCUGGCGGGCUGCACCACCGGAGCGCUGGCCGUGUCCGUGGCUCAGCCCACAGACGUGGUGAAGGUGCGCUUCCAGGCCCAGAUGAACCUGCAGGGGGUGGGCAGGCGCUACAACGGCACCAUGCAGGCCUACAGACAGAUCUUCCAGCUCGAGGGCCUCCGGGGCUUGUGGAAAGGAACUCUCCCCAACAUCACAAGGAACGCUCUGGUCAACUGCACCGAGCUGGUGUCCUACGAUCUCAUCAAAGAAGCCAUUCUCAAACACAAGCUCUUGUCGGACAAUCUUCCGUGUCAUUUCGUGUCUGCGUUCGGAGCGGGUUUCAUCACGACAGUGAUCGCGUCUCCUGUGGACGUGGUGAAGACGCGCUACAUGAACUCUCCUCCCGGACAGUACCGCAGCUCCCUCAACUGUGCCUGGACCAUGAUGACCAAAGAGGGCCCCACCGCCUUCUACAAAGGGUUCGUCCCGUCUUUCCUUCGGCUGGGCUCCUGGAACGUGGUGAUGUUCGUGUCGUUCGAGCAGCUCAAGCGGGCCAUGAUGAUGUCCAGGAGCAGAAUCGAGGCCGCGGCCUAAGACCUUCACCUCAGACCCGGAUCCUUUCACACGAGCGGCUGUUUCAACCCCUCCGACGGGACGAGAACCGGAGCCGACCUCCAGCUCCAACAGGCAACAGAACGGGAGAAUCUGACCCGAACGUCACACAUCUUA